GGUGAUUGGCAUUAGGAAGGAAAGAAAUGGACACAACCCAACUGCCGCAGAACACCUUCAAUGGGGUCACUAACAGCAUCCACACAUUUGUUCUCCUUCAACUCCUCCUCCUGGGUGAGUUUCACUCCAUCUCAGUCCUUCCUCAUACCCACAAAAUCCCCCUUUUCAACCCCUCCUCUCAAGCCCAGAAGCCCCAAUCUUCUGAGUCUCUCUUCAGCAAAGGUCAGAGCUACCCUGGAUGAGAAAGGCCAAAACACCACUGAUCCUCCUCUUCUUCUUCAGGAAACCAAACAGCCCACUAAGGAAGUGGAGGAGAGUGUGAAAUUGCUUAAAAAUGCUGCGAAAACGAGACGUGUUGCGACGGAGGAGGUUCUGUCUGCUCUCUCUGUGAUAGAGAAAGCAAAACUUGACCCCUCAGGGUUUCUUGAGACACUUGGUGGAUCUAAAUCCCCUGGGAAAACCUGGAUGCUUAUUUUCACUGCUGAGAAUCAAUUAAAGGGCGGUAAAUAUGUCCCCAUUACGGCUGUUCAAAGGUUCGAUGCUUCUGGAAAGAGGAUUGAGAAUGGGGUUUAUUUGGGACCAAUUGGAUGGUUAACAUUUGAAGGCAGGUUUUCAUGGAAGAAUAGAAUACUUGCAUUCAUAUUCGAGUGCAUUCGGAUAAAAAUUGGACCUUUCAACCCUUUCGAGAUAAAAUUCGGAGGAAAAGAUGAAAAGGAGCCGAGCACGAAGGACCCAUUCUUCAUCUGGUUUUACGUUGAUGAGGAACUAGCUGUUGCUCGAGGCAAAAGUGGGGGGACUGCCUUUUGGUGCCGCUGUCGCCGUGUCUUUGCUCUCUGAUCCCUUUCGGUUUAUACGUAGAUUUUGCAAAAAAAUGUUAUUGUAUAUCGAUGUUAUAGGAUGAAACGAAUCAUUUGUAUUGUGAUGCAUGUAUGCUACACUGGGGAACUAGCUUAGUUCUUGGAAAUUGGCCUGACUGGUUCAAAAUUUGUGAGAUCUCGUUCAU
Messenger RNA from Cornus florida, 1003 nucleotides. RefSeq lists its product as uncharacterized. The coding region runs from base 61 to 837 and encodes 258 amino acids. NCBI's taxonomy places the organism in Eukaryota, Viridiplantae, Streptophyta, Magnoliopsida, Cornales, Cornaceae. The record is from RefSeq and is a predicted model, not a curated record. The transcript is spliced from 4 exons.